Lolium perenne is the source of this 3583-nucleotide messenger RNA. RefSeq names its product kinesin-like protein KIN-5B. Gene Ontology annotation, biological process: mitotic spindle assembly; microtubule-based movement; spindle elongation. Gene Ontology annotation, molecular function: plus-end-directed microtubule motor activity; ATP binding; microtubule binding. NCBI's taxonomy places the organism in Eukaryota, Viridiplantae, Streptophyta, Magnoliopsida, Poales, Poaceae. Gene Ontology annotation, cellular component: spindle microtubule; mitotic spindle. The record is from RefSeq and is a predicted model, not a curated record.
UCCAUAGGAGCUCCCCGAGUUCACUCAGCAUUUCAAAUUUCUCCCUCUGCCCCUCUCGCCAUUCUCCCAAAUCGCCGAGCCAAAUCCUGCAGAAACCACGCGAUUCCCCCAAAUCCGAGCGCCGCCGGCGGCAUGGCGCAGACUCCGAACCCCAGCCGGAGGUCCUGGGUGGGCCCAGCGCCGACCCCCUUCCUCACGCCACGCCCCGAGCGCCGGGAGCUGCGGUGGGCGGAAGCGGGCUCGCACAGCUCCGUGCGCCGCAGCGGGGUAGGCGCCGUCGGCGUCAACGGAGGGAGCGACAGAGACCGCGAGGCGAACGUGCAGGUCGUGCUCCGGUGCAGGCCACUAAACGAGGAGGAGCAGAGAGCGAAUGUGCAGAGCGCUGUCUCUUGCAACGAGAUGAAGAGGGAGGUUACAGUUCUCAACAGCCUCUUCAAGCAAGACGACAAGACAUUGACCUUUGACAAGGUGUUUGGCCCAAAAUCCCAGCAGAGAGCGAUAUACGAUCAUGCUGUUGCACCUAUCGUCGACGAUGUCCUUGAAGGCUAUAAUUGUACUGUCUUUGCCUUUGGGCAAACUGGAACCGGAAAAACUUAUACCAUGGAGGGGGAGAUAAUGCAGCAGGUGGGUGAGCUGCCAGCUACUGCUGGUGUCAUGCCAAGAGCAGUGCGCCAUAUCUUCGAUAUAUUGGAAGCACGGAAGGCUGACUAUAGCAUGAAGGUAACCUUCUUGGAGCUCUAUAACGAAGAAUUAACAGAUCUGUUGGCUUCCGAGGACCAAAGCAGAUUCCCUGAGGAUAGACAAAAAAGGUCUACUAUAUCUCUUAUGGAAGAUGGCAAGGGCGGGGCGGUCAUAAGAGGCCUUGAAGAGAUUGUUGUCAAAAGUCCCAGUGGGAUAUAUAGUCUUUUGGAACAAGGAUCAGCUAGGAGACGCACUUCUGACACUGCGCUGAAUAAGCAGAGCAGCCGAUCACAUUCUGUCUUUUCAAUAUACAUCUAUGUCAAAGUAACAACAAUAGGGAAUCAGGAACUCAUAAAGUGUGGGAGGUUGAACCUUGUAGACUUGGCAGGAUCAGAGAGUAUAGCUCGAUCAGGUGCAAAAGAGGUUAGAGCAAGAGAAGCUGGAGAGCUGAAUAAGAGCUUAUUGACACUGGGUCGUGUCAUCACUGCACUUGUGGAGCAUUCAGUUCAUGUACCAUACAGGGACAGUAAGCUCACGAGACUGCUAAGAGAAUCCUUGGGUGGAAAAGCCAAAACUUGCAUCAUAGCAACAGUAACUCCAGCUGUCCAUUGCCUGGAAGAAACUCUAGUUACACUUGAUUAUGCUUAUCGUGCUAAAAGUAUAAGAAACAAACCAGAGGUAAACCAAAAAAUCAAGUCUGUUAUGCUCAAAGAUCUUUAUCAAGAAAUGGAAAAAAUGAAACAAGAUCUGAAAGCCGCAAGGGAAAAGAAUGGAAUUUAUAUCCCUCAUGAAAGUUUUGUUCUAGAGGAGGCAGAGAAAAAGGCAAUGAGGGAAAAAGUGGACUGUUUGGAGCUUCGUCUGGAGAAGCAGAACAAAGAGCUCGAAAAAUACAAAAAACUGUACCUAGCAGAACAGGAGUGCAGGAUGAAUUUGGAAAUUCAGAAUACAGAGUUAAAGAUGAAGACUGAAAGUUGCAAGGAGGAAUUUCUGGAUCUUCAGGAAGCUCAUUCUAGAGCUGAAAUGUCUAUAAAGGAAAAGGAAUACAUAAUCUCAAAUUUACUACGUGCUGAGCACCAAAUUCUUGAACGUGCAAAGGGUAUGUGCGGCUCCUUCGAGAGUGCAUGUGGAGAUAUCGCUGAUCUUCAGAAUAAACUAGAAAGGCGAUCGAAAACUGAAUCUGAAACUAGAGGGUUAUUAUUCAAUUUUCGGUCUCAAAUGGAUCAGAGUCUUGGACUUCUUCAUAACACAGUUGUUGGAUCUAUUUGUGAGCAACGCCAAUUUUUGGAGUCUAUGAAUGAACAAAUGAAUUCAUACUUUUCAGCUAAAUCUGAGUUAGCGAACCAUAUGGAGAGAAGAAUCGCAAAUGCCAAAGAUAUGCAUGCCUCUGGUUUGCAAUGCAUGAACGAGCUUGCCAAAACUCUGAAGCUGCGAUCCAUCACAGACUCUGAGCAAAUGGAGCUGAAUAUAUCUUCACAUGCAAUAGCUGUUGGCAAUUUUCUAGCAGUGAUGGUUUCGGAGGCUGAACAAGUACAGACUGAAGUUCUAAGAUCCAUCUCUGAACUCAAGGAACUACUAGCCUUUUCUGCUAAACAGCAAGAAGUAGGGUUGCAAAAGAGUCUUACCUCAGCACAAGCCAUGUCGAAGACAUCAAUUGGUUUCUUUAACUAUAUCAGCACACAGGCAUCUAGGAUCAUGGAACUUAUGGAGCAAAGUCAAAGAGGAAGCUCCUCUCAGCUUGUUGAAUUUGAGAAGGGUUUUAAGGAACUUGCUAUUCAAGAAGAGCAAGCUGCUCUUAACAAGAUUGCUGGAAUUUUAGCUGGCUUGACAGCCAGAAAAACGACAAUGGUUUCAGAAUAUGUCGGGCAACUGAAUGAGAAAUAUAGCGAAGAGCAGAAACACAUGAUAUUGGAAAUGUCCAACCUACAACACGUUUCAGGUAAUGGCAUAAAGGAAGCUACAUCCUGUGCUGGAAAGAUAGAGAAACAGUUCCAAGAGGUUAAGUCAUCACAUGCCAACACCAAAGAUCAAAUGGGAGAUGUCUUGCAGCUAUGCUUGGAGAGAAGCAACCAUUCUGUUUCUUACUGGUCACAUACACAGUCAUCUUUAGAACAUCUAAAUAAGAGCUCGGUUUUGGAGGCUCAUGAUUUUAUAGGAGAGAGAAGAAGCGAAAAUGACAGUAUUAUCCAGGAGAUUCUGCUUCUUUCUGCACAGAACGAUGCAGGGUUUCAUGCCAUGACAUCUGAUAUUUUAGGCGCUUCAAAGAAUUCCCACUUACUGGAUCAUGAAACUAGAAAGACAAUGGAAGCUGUAACCACCUCUCUCUCGAAUCAUUUGGGAUUGCUGAAUGAAGAACACAGUCAAGGCACAGAAUCUAUAAGAAGCAUUACAAGUGACUGUGUUGAAAAGGAUUACUCGGUUAAUAGUCCAGUUCAUAAUCGGGAGCCACCAACCGGUGCAUACAGCUUCAAAUCAAUCGAGGAGCUGAGACCCUCGGUGCUAGACCUAGUGGCGAAAUUCAAAGCAGAGAACAAGCUGAGCGAACCGGACAAGGGCAAGCAAUACUCGGAUCAAAGGACACGUAGUGCUCCAAGAAGUCCUCUGAUGCCAGUCAAUCACUAAGAUCAGUGAAAGACAGUAGGGUAGAGUAGCGAACUGUAACAUGGCCCAGAUGUUGUGAAGAUGGCAAAGAUCCCUUGCCGACUUACCGCAUUGUUGCUAGAUUAGCGUGCACCAGCGAGAUGUUGCAGGUGCUUGCAAAUGUUUCUGAUCGUAGGGCAGCCAAGACCAGAAAUGUGGAGGGCAAUCGUUAUGGUGAUUGUGUGUGCGUAUAGAUCAAUUGAUCCUGGUAGUAUUUGGCUUCCCAAGCCUUCUUUCUAAUCGGUCAAAUAUGUUUCCUGGUCUA